Molecule: messenger RNA, 451 nt
Organism: Eimeria tenella
Lineage: Eukaryota; Apicomplexa; Conoidasida; Eucoccidiorida; Eimeriidae
Exons: 1
Source: RefSeq, a predicted model, not a curated record
GUGGCGUGGGCUCCUUGGGUGGAGAGACAGUCAGCUCGCCCAAAAGAGACAGGGAAUGCGCUGCUGCACCUCCUGCAAGCAGCAGCAGCAGCAGCAGCAGCAGCAGCGAACGCAGCAGCAGCAUAUUGAGGCUGACCCGCUGAAGAAUAGGCUGCCAUGGACAGCUUCAAAAGCGACAAGUGCUGCAGCAGCAGCAGCAGCAAUAAGACCUUCUGCAUCAGAAGCAGCAUUUGCAGGGACAAAAUCAAGACCAACAGCAGCGACAACAGCAACAGCAGCAGCAACUACUGCAGCAGCAGCAGCAGCAGCACCUAGUGUAGUGUCUGGGUCGCCCUCCAAAGGCGUCGGGAUCGUCCACAGAACUACCUCCCCGUCAUUCACCAAACAGAAGGUUCCCUGCAGCAGCAGCAGCAGCAGCAGCAGCAGCAGCAGCAGGAAGGGGCGUUCAUGA